AUGACUGACGAUCCAGACUCGCCCCAUAGGCGUUUUCUCCGUGCUCAGACUGCUUCGAGUCUACAAUAUCCAACUCUUCCACCCCUCACAGCUUCUGUCGAGGAGUGGUUGUCCCGUUCACGGCCCACCAAUAUGACGUCAGAUCGACUCACUGAUCAUUCACCCAAGACACUGAGUGAUAGCUGGGCGACUCUGAGCGUGUCUGAUAUACGCUCAGAGGAUGGCAGUCACUCCGAACAAACUGAUACAUGCUCGUUGAUCGAUCAGGCCAGCCCUGACGACGUUUCAAGCCUCGAUGGACGCUACAGCGGUAGCGAGGCCGAGGCACAGGAUGAAGACAACCAAGAGGAUGAUGGGAUAGACAGGGAUGAAGUGCAGUGCACUGAAUCGGCCUCCCAGGAGCUGCCUGCCCUCUUUGCUGCCAGACGAACCACGAUCGAUGACAGUACCACGACCACAAAACCCUCCUUCCCCCGAACCAGUGAUUCGAUCGAAUUUGUGGAGCCUGAGAAGUGGCCCGAGAUCGAGAGAGUGGAGCUCAAGCAUACUAUCCGCAUCUUCGAAGGUGCUGCAGCCUCAGAGUUGAAGAGUCGGCUGCCCUACAACUCAACCGACUCCAUUCUCAUGGCCACGGUUCAACAGACCAUGACGAAGCAGAGCCUCGACCUAGAUAAACCUUUCCGCGUGCUCUACGUCGGACAACCGGGAUUCCGAAACAUUAUUCUGGACAAGAUCGGCGAUGUUCUGGUAUCAAGCUCAUGUGCUGGUUCGGAGCCCAGCUCGGCCGAAUCUUCCCGAUAUCAUGUUGUGCCAACCUCGUUUGGCGCCGGAGCAGUUCCUAACUUUGCGGAACUUCUUCCGAUCCAUGUCCAGCUAGUGGUUGACGAAUGCCUAGAAGCCACAGCUGAUACCCACGCGGACCGACCCAGUACACUCAACCUGAAGUUCAAGAACCGACCUGUCUGCACUUCAGCCUGGAAUGGGUCUGACUACCAUGUAACAUCUGCAACUGAUUGGACUCUACCAGAUGUGGCAAUUCUCUUUGUCUCUGGCCUCGAUGAUGCAGCGGCCGCCAAGACCCAGCGUCUUGCUCACAUGUUCCUGGAACGUCAUGGAGUCCCCGCGAUGGUGAUCUCGGAGGAGCCACUGUGGAAUAUGGCUGGAGAGGCGAUUCCUCUUAAUCACAACAGUCUACACACAUGUUUGGAGUCCCGCAAUCCAGUUUCCGGGGAGACCGCAGUCCUCCGACGGUAUCCUAUCGAUUUGAAGACCUUCGAGAGCAUCACACCUGGUCAGUUGAAUCGAAACCUGGCUUCUCUUGUCGGCCUGUAUCCAAAGAAGGGAUACAAAGUGACUUCGGAUACCCCCAAGCCUCUCCAGAGAAACAUAUUUGCGGAUCUCGAGAAGUAUCCUGGUAAUUGGCUCCCGCCUUCCUAUGCCAUACGGGUCCGGGAGCUGGCUCCCACCCUGCGUCUGGUUACUUUAACUCUCGUUUCGGCCAUUGCCAUCUCUAUUGGGUAUGCGGCUGUCAAAGUUCUGGUCGUCUUUUUGGCACAAUGCUUUGCUGGAUCAGCUCUAUCCAAUGCAUCCUUCCCAGUGGCAUCUCACGUUUCUCCCACCUCCGUCCUGACCCUGAAUCGAGUGGCACAGCCCUCCAUCUCAACACGAUCGUCAUCGUCAAUGCGGCUAUUGUAUGUGCCCUCUUCGGGAAAUCCAAUACCCGAGGAUGUCACAGUGCCAACUAUUUCUACUGUGAAAUCAUGGGGAACGACGAAUGAAUUUGAGAUUCAGGUUGUUGGAGACUGCCAUGUUAUCAUCAAACCCCCACAUAAGUUUGCAUCCAAGAAACAGCCACAAUUCAAUGUGAGCGUUCACCGAGAGAACGAGGCUCUUACAUACGAGCUGUCACAGCUGUUUGAUGGAGUCUACACGCUGAAGCUGAACCGCGAGGAUGCAUACGGGUUAGUCAACUUGACGAUCACAACCAAGUCAAGACAGCCAAUCAGCCAGACCAUCACUGUUGACUUCGGAACCCCAUGGCUGAAGAUUGCAAACUGGAAGCGUGCAGCACAGGAAAUUUCUUCCCAAUUUGCCAAGGAAAUCCAUACGGCUCAGACCGGCCUAACUGAGGUAUACGGCCGCCUCUCUACAGACUUACAAGUGAUCGUGGGAGAUGUGGUGAAGAGAGCCCAUUUCUUGCGCCGCGAUGCCGAGGACCUACGGCGUGAGAGUCUGAAUACCCGUGAUGCCGUUCUAUCACGUUCGAAGCAAAUUUCAGAAGUCCUGACUCGCAAUACUAUCCAGCGAUUCCGAAGUGUUUCUUCUGUGCUGCAAAUGCGGUCUAGUCGCGUGAACAAGGAAGCCAAGGGCCUUGUUCAUGAUGCAUGGAGCCGACUUGGGAAGUCAGCCACAAAGCUUGACCUCCACAGUAUGAUGGAUCGAGUGCGCAACGUUAGGAAAUGUGAUGCGCUAGAUCGCGCUCAGUCGCGUGCGCGAUAUGUUAUGGGAUUCCGGUCCGGCAAAUCCGCAGAUUGCUCAACUCCUGGCUCUCGAAAUGAUGAAUGA
This is a messenger RNA of Penicillium concentricum, 2565 nucleotides long. RefSeq lists its product as uncharacterized. The coding region runs from base 1 to 2565 and encodes 854 amino acids. Lineage: Eukaryota; Fungi; Ascomycota; Eurotiomycetes; Eurotiales; Aspergillaceae. The record is from RefSeq and is a predicted model, not a curated record. The transcript has a single exon.